This is a messenger RNA of Metopolophium dirhodum (rose-grain aphid), 1216 nucleotides long. RefSeq names its product calcium-binding protein P-like. The transcript is spliced from 2 exons. Lineage: Eukaryota; Metazoa; Arthropoda; Insecta; Hemiptera; Aphididae. The record is from RefSeq and is a predicted model, not a curated record. Bases 130 to 1095 code for a protein of 321 amino acids.
CAGCUGCAGUGUCUACUUAAAAGGGCCGUAUAUCACUUUCGGUAUUUAGUUUUUCCAUAGUUCUUGUUCCAGUUGUUGGUUAACAAUUUCAGUCAAAAUUUACAGUUGUUUCACUUAGCAAAAAUCAUCAUGAUGUGUUUCAAAGCCAUCUUGUUGGUAUCCGCUAUUGUGUGUUUGAUAAGCGCCGAAUAUAUACCACUGAAAGAACGAAUUUUCAAGUGUAAACUCAUCCCUUUUAAAAAACAUCAUUCUAUAUUCGAUAGUAUUCUCCCGUCAAUCAUGACUUCUCCAGCCGAUUCUGCUGUUCCUGACGAGUAUACCGUUCCCGAGGGAGGCACUACAUUUGGUACAGAGCCGGUCCCGGUUCCCACUGCAGUACCUGUAGAACCGCACCGAGAAGUGCAGAACCCACCACCACAGGAAGUUCAGCAUCCACCGCAACCGGAUAUCCAGUAUCCACCUCAACUGGAAGUGCAGUACCCACCGCAAUCGGACGUCCAGUAUCCACCGCAACCGAGCGUCCAGUAUCCACCUCAACCGGAAGUGCAGUAUCCACCGAAACCGGACGUCCAGUAUCCAACACAACCGGAAGUCCAGUACCCUGUGACGCAGGAAGAGGGACAGCCCCCUGCAGCGCCACAACAGGUAGUGCAGAAUACGCCACUGCAACAACCCCUGUAUCCACCGCAACACGAGGGCCAGCGCCCUGCACAACACCAUGUAGAGCAGAACCUACCAUCAUCAAACGAAGGGCUGUAUCCACCGCAGCAUAACGGGCAGUAUUAUCAACUGCAAAACACGGGGAUGUAUUAUCCGCCGCCGCCGCCGAACUACCAGGGUUUUACUACUAACAACGUCCCAUAUAACUACCCCGUGUAUGGGCAAAACGUACUGAGAUCCGUUAAAUCUCUUGACGGCCAAACGUAUCCGCUCCACCAACUUCCGUACAGAGUAAAUAUGUUUAUUAGACAGCCGAACCCAUACUAUAACGCUCCACAAAUGUAUGGUCAGUACGCUGCUCCACAAUAUAACUAUGUACCACAAAUGCCGAGAACAGCUCAAGCCCUCACUGGAAAAAAAGCGAAAUCCCCUUGAUUAAAUUUUAUACUUACGUCCAUUCUUAUAUUUAUCAUUAUUAUUAUAACAAUUACUGUAGCUUUUAGUAUUUAUUAUGAAGCAUGAUGGUUAAUUUAUGAAUAAAGAAGUGUUUCAAUUA